AUGGUGACCCCGGCUGAGCCGCCAAAAAUUGAAGCCUCGACUGGAUUGACUCUCGAUAUCGUGCUGAUCUGCGUGGGGUCGGCCUUCUUGCUGUUGACGUUGUGCCUUGGGACAUUAGGGGCCAUUUUUUGGCGCAGACGGCAGCAACAUGCAAAGAAAUCCUGGGCCCACCAGCCGUCUUUCGCACAGCACCAGGUUGUUGGUGAGCAGCACAGCAGCGUGUCGAAUCCGAAGCUGGAGACUGGGCUCCCUGAACCUCGUCGCAUCGAGCGGCCCACUCAUAUCGACAUCCCGACGGUUUUAAGCCCCGGAAUGGAUGCCGUCGCUGAGAAAGCGCUAGCUUACGAGACGAACAUUCCGAUCGCCGAGUUCUGCCAGCGUGUAGAGCUCUACCACGGCCAAGAAGAUCAGGUGUUCGAUGAUGAGUUUGAGAUGCUCGGCCGCCGGAUCAUCACCAGUCUAGAACGGGGCGAUUCUGUCAGCGGGGAUACAGAAGAAAAUGCAAAAAAGAACCGAUUUUUGGACGUGUUACCUUUCGAAAAGAAUCGAGUGAGACUCCGUGAAAAAUCUGGCGACUACAUCAACGCCAGCUAUAUAGAUAGCGUGACCGCCUCCAACUUCUUCAUCGCCACGCAAGGGCCAUUGGGGGAGACUGAAGUGAGCGUGUCAAGCGGCCGCCGCGUCGAGACGGUCACCGACUUCUGGGAGAUGGUCUGGCAGCACGACGUGUCGACGAUCAUCAUGCUCACGCAGUGCGUCGAGAACUGCAGGCCAAAAUGCGCUCAAUAUUGGCCGUCAAACGUCGGGGAGGCGAUGCAAUUGGGGGAGCUCGAGGUGGAUUUGAUGUCUACCACUGACGACCCGAUCUCGAUGCAUCGAGAAUUUGAUGUGCGGAGGGGCGGGAGGAAGAAGGAGAUCUCCCAAUUCCAUUUCAAAGAAUGGGAGGAUGCCAAAGCGCCAGAGAGCCGUGAGCAUCUCCUCGAUUUCGUCGAGCGGAUCCGGAAAUCCGGAAAACGGGCUCCGAUCCUUGUGCAUUGCAGUGCCGGAGUGGGCCGCACCGGCGUCUUCAUCGCCCUCUACAACUUGCUCACCCAGCUGGACGACCCGCAAGUGACGACGCUGGACGUGUACGCUACCGUAUCGCGGUUACGGGAGCAACGAGUCCGAAUGGUACAAACUGUCGAGCAGUAUACGACGCUUUAUGACGUUUUGUCGGCGGCGAUACAGGCAAAACAUCCCCACCUCGCUCCGAAGCAUUCCCUCCAAAAUUCUGAUACUACCGCCUCGAUCCGGUCUUCCAAUGAACGGCUA
Messenger RNA from Mesorhabditis spiculigera, 1311 nucleotides. The record is from the annotation of a GenBank genome assembly. Lineage: Eukaryota; Metazoa; Nematoda; Chromadorea; Rhabditida; Rhabditidae.